Phaethon lepturus (White-tailed tropicbird) is the source of this 231-nucleotide messenger RNA. It is a transcript of the gene NDUFS5, whose product is annotated as NADH dehydrogenase (ubiquinone) Fe-S protein 5, 15kDa (NADH-coenzyme Q reductase). The annotation marks the transcript as partial. Gene Ontology annotation, biological process: mitochondrial respiratory chain complex I assembly. NCBI's taxonomy places the organism in Eukaryota, Metazoa, Chordata, Aves, Phaethontiformes, Phaethontidae. The transcript is spliced from 2 exons. The record is from RefSeq and is a predicted model, not a curated record.
GGGGCCUGUCACGCCUUCGAGCGGGAGUGGGUGGAGUGCGGGCACGGCCUGGGCCAGACUCGCGCCCGCCGCGAGUGCCAGCCCGAGUACGAGGACUUCAUGGAGUGCAUGCACCGCACCAAGCUGGCUGCGCGGCUGAAAACCAUCCUCGAGCAGAGGGACAAGAUGAUCAAGGAAGGGAAGUACACGCCGCCUGACUACCACGCAGGCAAAGAGGAGCCGCGGCCUUGA